UCUCUAUCUCCAAUUGUUAUAAUCCCAAUCUCUUUCUAGCAAUAAGUGCCUACAAACAACUUUCUAUCUUUUCUCUGUCUCUCUCUCUCUGUUCAAGAACUGAGUUGGUAGCUUUGUGUUCACUUCAAUACCCUCUGUUGAGAGACAACCAACCCAUUGAUGAGGGCAGAUCUUCUUGAACUAGAAAACUUAUAAAAUGUCAUGUUACAAAUCACUCUUCUUUUCUCUUCUUACCAUCUCUCUCUUCUUUUCUUUCUCACAUGGAGACUCAGACUUUCUCACCUUCCAAUCACCACCCACUUCAGGGAAAGUUUUUGAAGCAGAAUAUGGUGUGGUUUCUUGGGGGACCAAAAGAUUUCUUGCGGAGGGACCCAAUGGUGAAGGUCCUCUGAACUCAUCUCUUAUCUUGGCUGCCAAGAGGACUCACAGAAGAGACCCUCUUAAUGGGUUCAAGAAAUACUCAGGAGGUUGGAACAUUAGGGAGCCCCAUUACUGGGCUUCUGUGGCUUUAACUGCUGCUCCCUUCUUUGUCAUUGCGGCUAUCUGGUUUGUGGUCUUUGGACUGUGCUUAUCUUUCAUCUGUCUCUGCUAUUUCUGUUGUAGAAGGGCGCCUUAUGGCUAUUCUCGAACAGCUUAUGCUCUCUCUCUUAUUUUCCUCAUACUCUUCACCGUUGCUGCAAUAGUUGGAUGUGUUGUUCUGUACACUGGACAGGGGAAGUUUCAUGAUAUUACAACAAAAACAUUGGACUAUGUUGUAAAGCAAGCCAAUACCACUGUGGAGAAACUUACGAAUGUUUCAGGAUAUCUUAGUGCAGCUAAGCAAGUCGGAGUAGAUCAAGUUUUUCUGCCUUCUAAUGUCCAAACCGACAUUGAUCAGAUUGAAACCAAGAUCAACUCUUCUGCUAGCACCCUUGCUGCUAGAACAACGAAAAAUUCAGGAGACAUAAAACAACUCUUGGAUUCUGUAAGACUGGCUCUUAUCAUACUUGCCGCAGUUAUGCUUGUCUUGACAUUUCUUGGAUUCUUAUUCUCACUACUCGGCAUGCAGUUUCUUGUGUACAUCUUGGUGAUCAUUGGAUGGAUACUCGUUGCAGGAACAUUUAUUUUGUGUGGCAUAUUUCUUCUUCUACACAAUGUGGCUGAAGACACUUGUGUUUCGAUGGAUCAAUGGGUCCAAAACCCAACCGCACAUACAGCUUUAGAUGAUAUACUGCCUUGUAUCGAUAAUGCCACUGCUCAAGAAACCUUGUUAAAAAGCAAAGAAGUCACUUCUCAACUCGUCAAUGUGAUUAACCAGGUCAUCACCAACGUCUCUAAUGGCAAUUUCUCCCCCAACUUUGCGCCGUUGUACUACAAUCAGUCCGGUCCUCUGCUGUCAACCCUGUGCAACCCUUUCAAUUCUGAUUUGACGGAUCGAGCUUGUGCUGCUGGUGAAGUCGACUUGAGCAACGCGACACAGGUAUGGAGAAACUAUAUAUGUCAAGUUUCGGCUAGCGGGAUCUGCAUCACAACGGGCCGUUUGACUCCUUCAAUCUACAACCAAAUGACAGCCGGGGUGAAUGUGAGCUACGGGUUGUAUCAUUAUGGUCCAUUCCUGGUCGAACUACAAGACUGCACUUUUGUGCGACAGACAUUUACUGAUAUAAAUAGAGAUUAUUGUCCCGGGUUGGAACAGUACAGUACAUGGAUCUAUAUUGGGCUGGUUAUGGUUUCUGGUGCAGUUAUGCUCUCUCUGGUUUUCUGGGUUAUAUAUGGGAGAGAGCGACGACACCGUGUUUAUACCAAACAGCACCUGGUUUUUGAAGGGGACAAGCAUACUUAGAAAACUCUAGUUUUUACCUAUUUUUACAUACUGAUAUGCACAUUGGGAUGUAACUUUGUAUCAAGUUUGGUGGUUCAGCUUGGUAUAUGUGAAACGGUUGUUUGUUUGUAGAGUUGCAAUUUAUUAUGUUAGGAUUUCAAGUUUUUUUCUUGUGUU
Messenger RNA from Camellia sinensis, 1978 nucleotides. NCBI's taxonomy places the organism in Eukaryota, Viridiplantae, Streptophyta, Magnoliopsida, Ericales, Theaceae. The record is from RefSeq and is a predicted model, not a curated record.